Messenger RNA from Cryptosporidium muris RN66, 414 nucleotides. RefSeq names its product DNL zinc finger domain-containing protein. Lineage: Eukaryota; Apicomplexa; Conoidasida; Eucoccidiorida; Cryptosporidiidae. Gene Ontology annotation, molecular function: protein-folding chaperone binding; zinc ion binding. Gene Ontology annotation, cellular component: mitochondrion. Gene Ontology annotation, biological process: protein import into mitochondrial matrix; protein stabilization; protein folding. The record is from RefSeq and is a predicted model, not a curated record. The transcript has a single exon. Bases 1 to 414 code for a protein of 137 amino acids.
AUGUCUCUACCUACAACUUUAUUAAGAUACAACUUCUUAGUUGGAAUGUAUAAUAUUGCAAAGAAAGCUUACUUAGGUAGACAAGCCUGUAAAAGAAGUUUCUUGUACACAUCUUUACCAAAAUAUUCAAAUCUACUAAAUUCUAUAAGAGGUACAACUAAUCAUGGUCCUGAAGGAACUUAUGUAUUGAGCUGCAAAUGCAAUAAAUGUCAAAAUCCUAUUAUAAAGAAAUUUAGUAAACACUCAUAUCACAAUGGUGUAGUGAUUAUUCGUUGUGAUGGCUGUAAUAAUUUACACUUGAUAGCAGAUCGUCUUGGAUGGUUUGGAAAUUCAUCUAAUAUCGAUAUAUUUUCAAUUUUAAAGGAGAAAGGGGCUCAAUUUGAUAGUGACAAUAUCUGUGUAGUAAAUCAAUAA